UUUCCCCCCAUUUUGUUCCGCCAAAAAACUCCUUCCCAAGUCGUGCGACGCCUCACUCGCCGACAACCACCGUACGCCACAUUCGCUGUACGGCGCCGCCAACAUCUACUUCCAAAUCGUACGACGCCAAACAUCCACAGCCACCAUACGCCCCCUUCUUGGUUCCUCCAGCACAUAACCUGUUGUUACCCAUCCAGUGGACCCACAAGAAACCAUGUCUGAAGAAAGCGAUGCAUCUACUGGAUGUUCAUAUUGUGUAAACUUCAAGAUGAAUAAUGAAGAUCUUGUUGAAGAUGCAUUUGAGUCAUUCGAAAUUGACGAUGAUGUGGUUGAAUUAAAUUCACUAGAAGAUGACUCUAUUUCUAUGGGGAAUAGGAAAAAGACAAAGAAGCGUAGGAAGACUUCAAUUGUUUGGCAAUAUUAUGAUAUUGUUCCUAAUAUUGAUCCGAAUGACUCAGAGGUAUGGGUAAAAUGCAAGACGUGUGGUAAUAAAUAUAGGGCUCGAAGUUCAUAUGGAACUGGAAAUUUAAGAAAGCACAGUAAAGUUUGCGGGGGGAGAAACACUCAUGAUGUUGGGCAAAUGCUCUUAGCUGGAAAAGCAGAAUCUCUGUCAUUUGUGAAUGUUCGUGAUAAAUUAAGGAACCUUUUUAUGGAGUAUAAUGCUUCUUCUAUAACUUCAAGUUCAAGCUCCAUAGCUGUUCAGCGGCCCCAAGUACCUCGAGUAACACAAGCUUGGGAAAAGGAAUAUUUAGCAUUUUGUGCAGUUGAUGUUAAUUCACAAAAGAAUCAAUUGGAAAUUUAUUUGGAGGAACCUAGGUCUAUGGAUAUGGAUGAUUCAUUUGACAUCCUUUCAUUUUGGAAAGGAAAUGAAUUUCGCUAUCCUAAAGUAGCUGCUAUGGCUCGUGAUGUUUUGAGUAUUCCUAUUUCUACUGUUGCUUCAGAAUCCACUUUUAGUAUUGAUGGACGUGUGAUUGAUCAAUAUAAGAGCUCACUCAAGCCUGAUAUUGUUGAGGCAUUAGUUUGCACUAAAGAUUGGUUAUAUGGAGAUCAAGAACUCACACAAAUGAAGUUGGAUAGCAAAGAAGAUGUUUUGACAACUGAUGUUAAUUUUUGUGACAUUCCAAAUUCAGCUGGAGCACAAUCUAUUAAUAUUUUUUAAAAUAAGCAUAUUUGUAGUGUUUUAUAAUUCAUAUAUUUGAUUGCAUGGGAUGGAUUAUGGAUCCUUCAAGUGGACAACACUAGGCAUAAUGGCCCAUGGGAACCUAAUUUGGAAUGAAUCUAAUGAUGAUAGAGUUUUGCUCUUUUUUUUU
Corylus avellana is the source of this 1310-nucleotide messenger RNA. RefSeq names its product zinc finger BED domain-containing protein RICESLEEPER 2. The record is from RefSeq and is a predicted model, not a curated record. Gene Ontology annotation, molecular function: DNA binding; protein dimerization activity. NCBI's taxonomy places the organism in Eukaryota, Viridiplantae, Streptophyta, Magnoliopsida, Fagales, Betulaceae.